Brienomyrus brachyistius is the source of this 3839-nucleotide messenger RNA. RefSeq names its product connector enhancer of kinase suppressor of ras 2-like. NCBI's taxonomy places the organism in Eukaryota, Metazoa, Chordata, Actinopteri, Osteoglossiformes, Mormyridae. Gene Ontology annotation, molecular function: protein binding. Gene Ontology annotation, cellular component: membrane; cytoplasm. Gene Ontology annotation, biological process: regulation of signal transduction. The coding region runs from base 237 to 3371 and encodes 1044 amino acids. The transcript has 24 exons. The record is from RefSeq and is a predicted model, not a curated record.
GAGAGAGUGAAAUCGAGGGAGAGACAGCUUGCGCAAAAAUGAUAAUAGUAAUAAAUAACCGCUUUUGCGCGCGUGCACUACGCCAUCGUACGACAGGAAAAAAUGAUUUGAUUCUGGCAGAUUCGUUUGCUUUAUUUGUCGUGUUGUGAACAAAUGUGCGAACGCUUUUGCAUCCAUUUUAACGCCAAGUAAAACCAAUUUCUCUAAUCUGGUGUUUCAAAAGAGGGACAUCGACCAUGGCACUGGUAAUGGAACCUAUAAGUAAAUGGACACCCAAACAAGUAAUGGACUGGAUAAAAGGCUUGGACGACUGCCUUCAGCAGUACAUCAAGAACUUUGAGAGGGAACAGAUCAGUGGGGAAGAGCUGCUGCACAUCACCCACCAGGAGCUGGAAGAGCUCGGUGUCACCCGCAUCGGGCACCAGGAGCUCAUCCUGGAGUCUGUGGAUUUGCUGUGUGCUCUGAAUUAUGGGCUAGAAACGGAAAACCUGCGAACAUUGUCUCACAAGUUGAAUGCUUUUGCCAAGAACCUACAGAACUUUAUCACAGGUCGGCGUCGGGGUGGACACUACGAUGGCAGAGCUUCAAGGCGCCUACCCAAUGACUUUCUCACUUCUGUGGUGGACCUUAUUGGCGCUGCUAAGAAUCUGCUUGCCUGGCUGGAUAGAUCCCCAUUUGUCACUGUGACAGAGUACUCUCUCCUGAAAAACCACAUUGUCCAGUUGUGCCUGGAGUUAACUACUAUAGUACAACAGGACAGCACUGUGUAUGAGAUGGAAAACAAGAUCCUUCAUGUGUGUAAAACAUUAUCCCGAGUCUGUGAGCACAUCAUCUCCCUGUCCUCUGACUCCUUGGUCUCGCAGUCGGCCCACCUAGAGAUUGUCUACCUUAGUAACACUAUGCCCACUGAAGGCCUGGGGAUGUAUAUAAAGUCUACUUACGAUGGACUUCAUGUAAUCACUGGGACCACUGAGAAUUCUCCUGCUGACCAGUGCAAGAAGAUUCAUGCUGGGGAUGAAGUUAUUCAGGUCAACUAUCAAACUGUGGUUGGCUGGCAGCUGAAAAAUCUAGUUAAUGCUUUGCAAGAAGACCCCAAUGGUGUGAUCCUCACUCUGAAGAAAAGGCCACAGAAUACCUUGCCUUCUGCUCCAGGCCUGCUUAAGAACGUACGCUGGAAGCCCUUAGGCCUCCAGCUCAUCCCUACUAGUCCCCCAAGUAACCCCAACACCCCAAAUAACACCAUGGAUGUGCUUUCAAAGACGGAUAAUUACAACAUGCGUGACGUCUUCAUCAUGUCUCCUGUGUCUGGAAGUUAUGGAUCCAGGCAUGAGAUGGAUGACGCUCCCUGUGAUGAUAUCAACGAGUACAACAUAGCAAGACUUGGCAGAAAGGGCUCAGAGUCACCCAACUACUACCUUGACCAUGAAAAUGAAAAGUACUUCCCACUGGUGGAGGAUGAAGAGGUGGCGCUGGGGCCAGAGUAUGACAGGGGAUAUUCGUCAUGGCUUCCUCGGCGUGAGAGAUCCCCUUCUCACGGUGACCAUGGGCCCGGUUCUGUGCUGAUGGAGUUCAACUGGAUGGGAGGAGCCAGGGAUCCAGAUCUAUACAAGAGGAGCAGCAGAGAUCCUAAUAACUCCCUUCCACACUACUGGAGUGACAGCAAGAUCCUAAUGAUUCAGGACGAUUUGGACAUGGGGCGGGACUGCAGGUGGGACAGUGGGCAGCACUCGCGUAGGAAGACCAAGAGCACCAGCAGCAGCCAUUACCAUAUCAGCCCCUCCCUGCUGCCUGCUAAUAAUAGUGCUGGAGACACACAACGAGUUGAAACCGAUCGAUAUGCAAAUACAGGAAUUGAAAAACAAGGUGGAACAUCCAUGAAGAAGUCAUUUCACUAUGCCUCCUUACGAACCAAAACUAAAAGGAGAACUAAAGGCUCUGUACCCAACAUCAGCCGCAGGCGUGUCUCUUGUAAGGACCUGGGCCAUGGCGAUUGUGAGGGCUGGCUGUGGAAGAAGAAGGAUGCCAAGGGCUACUUCAAACAGAAGUGGAAGAAGUACUGGUUCGUUUUGAAGGACUCCUCCCUUUACUGGUACACCAACCAGAAUGACGAGAAAGCAGAGGGAUUCAUCAGCCUGCCGGAGUUCAGGAUAGACAGGGCUGUUGAAUGCAGGAAGAAAUUUGCGUUCAAAGCAUGUCAUCCUAAAAUCAAGAGUUUCUUCUUUGCUACUGACCAUUUGGAUGAAAUGAACAGAUGGAUGAACCGGCUUGGACUAGCAGCUAUUGGGUAUACACCUGAUGAUGCGAUGCUGCGCCCCGAUGAAGAUUACUGGAGUGAAAGUGACCAGGAUGAUAAUGAUGGCUAUAUGACUCUCAAACAAGACAGCUCAUCUUCACUGGGUGACACAUACCAUCGCAUUCAUUCUGUGAACUCGUCAAGCCCUUUUCCUGAUCCUAAGCACGGGCGCCAUUUUUCCAGUGACUCCACAUACUCCCAAUUAUCAGCAGAGGACUCUCAGCAAAAUGCGUUCGGCAGCGCCAGUUCCUCCAGCUGCCACUCCAUGUACUGUGAGCGACGUUCCUGGCAGGAUCUAAUGGAGACACCCCUUACCAGCUCGGGCAUGCAUUUCCUGCAUACGGGGCCAGCCGAGGGCUAUGAGGCAGGCCUCGGCGGCCAGGCCGGGGACCAGCAGCAUGGCGUGGCCCCUGACAAGUGGCGCCAGGCUACUCUGCCGGUGCAGUAUCGACACAAGUCUGACAGUGAGGGGCACUUUUCCCCAAUGGAAAGUGAGGAGCAGGGGCUGCGUGUUCCCUAUCAGACCCACAAACAGCGCAGCCAGAGCCUACCACGGAACCAUGACCGGCGAGCGCCCAAGAGCUUCCUGCACACAGCCAGGCCUUUCGAGGAGAAGAGCGAGGAUGAUGAGGUGACCUUUGAUGCUUGCAUCAGCAGCAACGAGGAGUCUCAGCAUAAGAGACGCAGCAUCGAUGGCCUGCAGGAACUUUACGAAACGCUGGAGCAGGCAAGCUUGUCAGCCUUUGGAGAGCAGCGUCCCUUCAGCAAGCAGGAGUUUCGCCGUUCUUUCGUCAAGCGCUGCAACAACCCGAUCAUCAACGAAAAGCUGCAUCAUAUCCGCAUUCUACGCAGUACCCUUAAGGCCAAAGAGGGAGACCUGACAGCUGUUAACCAAGUGCUUGAGGACUCCGAACUGACCUCCAAGAAGUUCAGAGAAUGGAAGCAAAGGCACCAUGAGCUGUUUUUGGACAUCUGUGAGUUCAUCUCAAGCACUAAUGAGCCCCAAAAUGGUGAAAUAUCUGCCCUGGCCACACCCCUCAUAGCACACACCCAUUCCUUCUUUGAGACACAUGUUUGAAAGACUGCAAUGACUGAAGCAAUGCAGUCAAGCACCAUGAACACAGUUUUUAUCUCUACUGUACUAUACCCAUCCAGCUCACUACAGCUCCGUUCUGGAAGAGCUCACAGAUGACGAAACCCUUUUUCAAAUAUAAACAUGGUACUGAAAGGAAAUUACUGUGGUUUAUCUUUUAAUAAAACACAAAAAGCCUCAAAUGUUAAUAAUGGAAUGUUUAAAUAGAAAGUAUUACAUUUCAUUCACUUUAUAUAAAAACGAAAUACAAGAGACAGCUAAGUAUAUGUUUUAGACAUUUCCUGUUAUGCAAUUUAUUUUACUUUUUCAAAUUUCCUUCUUGUAUCUUUGUGUACUUCCAGCCACAAAUGACAUACUUUUUAUUUAUAUUAGUAGAUUUCCUUACCUUAUUGUGUAUCAGAGGGUAAACUUAUUAUUUUGUAAUGAAUAAAGAGCAUAUUUGGUGUGCGUGAA